CAGUCCGCGCGUUUCGCCGGCACUCGGCAGAGUAUGUCCGUCCGUCAAUCGUCGCGGUCGUCGUUUUCGUCGCAGUGCCGCCCGUGCAAUCGUGCUUUUCGCCUAGAAAAACGUGGAAAAUCUAACCCCGAUAGUAGCGUGGUCUUGUACAAUAUACUGUCGGAAACGUUUUUACUCAUCACUGGAACAACAUGUGAGACUUGAUCCGAUGCAAAAACGACUACAUCCACUGCUUUAAACUGUGCGCCAUCGUUUCCUCGGCCACGAUGAUGUUGUCCAGGCCGACGACAGCGCGUUCAGCACCGUCCACCAGCCGUACCGCCGCCGCCGACGCACCGGAACCGUCAUUACGUUGUUUACCGAGACAAAGAUAUGCAAGUAGUUCCAUCGACUUAACAUCUUUCCAGGACUCCACCCAUGGGCAUGACUUCAAUCAAGGUCAUAGUCGAGUAGUCAUGACCAGAAAAACGGAACGGAGGAUAUUUGUCGCCCCUUCAAAAUUGGGACAGAAACCCAAGUUUGAAACUCUGACCAAAGAAACAGUGCAGACGUUUCGGGGUAACAAAACAGAAAGGAAAGUUACUUCUGAAACGAAAAACAUAGAAGAAACUAUUGAUAACAAAUUGGAUGGAUCAGAUGACUUCCUUUCAUCGUUGUCGCCGUCAACUUCAUCGCAAGAAUUAAAAACAUCGUACAAACAAAGAUGCACAGCUAUAAAAUCACAGAAAAAAAUAAUUAUUGACAACAAGACAUUUAUACAAGAAUGUUUGGAAGCACACAAUCAAUACAGGAAAAAACACAUGGUUCCUCCUAUGAUUCUGAGUAAAAAACUUUGUAAAUAUGCAGAAGAAUGGGCGAAUUAUCUAAGCGUCAAAGGUCUACUAGAGCACAGACCUUCGUCGUCUUAUGGUGAGAACCUGUUCUGCUCUUGGACGUCGCUGCCCAACCACAGGAUCGAAGGCAGGGAACCGGUGGACAGUUGGUACGAAGAAAUCAAAUUUCACCCUUUCGGCCGCGAACCCACUACCUUGAAAUCAGGUCAUUUUUCUCAGGUGGUUUGGGCGACCAGCAAAGAAAUGGGAGUCGGCGUAGCGUCCAACCGUUCCGGCCAAAUAUUCGUGGUCGCCUGUUACGAUCCCGCUGGAAAUUUUCUCGGCCAGUUUAGAGAAAACGUUCCACCUGUCGGUGGUUUUAAAGACGCGCCGCUCAGUCCUCAUCUUUUACAACUCCCGUACACGGACGAACAGUUGUAUAAAGACAGUUUAAAACUACAUAAUGACUACCGGCUGAAACAUGGUUCCGGGCCGCUGACUUUGGACAAAAUGUUGUGUCGCAACGCGCUGACCUGGGCAAAAACGUUGGCCAAAGAUGACAAAUUCAUCCAUCAACCAGAUAAUCCUUUUGGCGAGAAUUUGUUCAGCAUUUGGUCUUCGAAUCAGGUGACGGCCAGAGACGCGAUAUGCAACUGGUACAAAGCGGGAAAAGAUUAUGAUUAUUCGAGAGAACCGAGAAUUAUAAAAUCAGGACAAUUCACUCAGCUCGUGUGGAAGGGCUCACAUUCCAUGGGUAUAGCGAUGGUGAAAGGCAAGUCUGGAAGAAUUGUGAUCGUCGCAAAUUAUAAUCCGCCCGGUAACAUAAUGGGGCAGUUUAUGGAGAACGUUCUAAAGCCUAAUUAGACCAUUUAUGUUAUCUAUACACAUUAGUCAAAAACUUACAUUCCUUUUGUUUUAUUUAAAUAUCUAUUUUUAUUCUUUUUUUUUGUUUCUUACAAUCGUUAUUAUGUAUACUAAUUUUGAAAGUAUUAUUAUUGUCUUUCAUUUUAAAUAAAUAUAAUAUUUAUGUACAUGUAUAAUAUAUAAAUAUAUAUAUAUAUAUAUAUGCAUAUUAUACAUAAUAUGGCAAUCAAAUUAUAUUAUAAUUGUGUACUACGUAUUACUGUAUAAUGCGCAAAUUACGAUGUACUAGCUUAUAAUUUAUAGGCGAAUCAAAAUGUUCAAAUGAAUAAUAAUUUACAAUUAUUUUUGCCAAACUAUUUUAAUAUAUUUAUAUUAUUAGUAAAUAAACUUGAAGAUUUACAAUAAAAUAUUUUCAUCGUA
Rhopalosiphum padi (bird cherry-oat aphid) is the source of this 2096-nucleotide messenger RNA. RefSeq lists its product as uncharacterized. NCBI's taxonomy places the organism in Eukaryota, Metazoa, Arthropoda, Insecta, Hemiptera, Aphididae. The transcript is spliced from 10 exons. Gene Ontology annotation, cellular component: extracellular region. Bases 267 to 1676 code for a protein of 469 amino acids. The record is from RefSeq and is a predicted model, not a curated record.